Owenia fusiformis is the source of this 567-nucleotide messenger RNA. The record is from the annotation of a GenBank genome assembly. Lineage: Eukaryota; Metazoa; Annelida; Polychaeta; Sabellida; Oweniidae.
UUGGGAUUUGUAUGGACCUUACGCAGAAGGGAUCGGUGGCCUACCAGCAGAUUGGAUUUAUGUAAAACAAACCACCAGACCAUAUGAUAGGUGGCAAGUUCAGACAAUAUUCAUGAAGGAUACCUGUCAUAACAAAGUGUAUGAGUACUACUGCGGUGGUUGCUGGAUCUCGAACAUUGCAAGUGGCGGGACGUGGUUUAAGAGAACAUAUCCACCCUAAUAUUAAUCAUUACUUGGAUCAAAUCACUGUUGCUCGUGUAACUUGGGUCACUGGAAAAUUGUCAAAAUCAAAAAAAAAAGAUUUGGAGUGAAAUUAAAACUAAGUAUUUUGGUCACGUUGAAAUUGUCAUCAUGGUCAGAUAUUAUAUAGGCAUAUGAAAUACAAGAUAUUAUGUGACCUUUUCAACGCAAAUAAUCUAUGUAUGUCUUGUCAAAACUUUAAAUUCAACACCGAUUAGAUAUUUAGGUUGGGCAUGUUCCUUUUGAGCAACAGUGUACAUUUCACGUGUACCGUGUUACAGAACAACAUCAAAUUGUAACAUUUAUUGUACAUGAUGGAUGAAAAUA